Molecule: messenger RNA, 13609 nt
Organism: Podarcis lilfordi (Lilford's wall lizard)
Lineage: Eukaryota; Metazoa; Chordata; Lepidosauria; Squamata; Lacertidae
Source: the annotation of a GenBank genome assembly
AUGCACUCCAGCACCUCGAUCAGUUCUUUGUUCUCCUUCACCAGCCCGGCUGUGAAGAGACUGCUGGGCUGGAAGCAAGGAGAUGAAGAGGAGAAGUGGGCGGAAAAGGCUGUUGACUCCUUGGUGAAGAAGCUAAAGAAGAAGAAGGGAGCCAUGGAGGAACUGGAGAGGGCGCUCAGCUGCCCCGGGCAGCCCAGCAAGUGUGUGACAAUCCCGCGGUCUUUGGAUGGGCGGUUGCAAGUGUCUCAUCGCAAAGGGCUGCCCCAUGUCAUCUACUGCAGAGUGUGGCGCUGGCCUGACCUGCAGUCUCACCAUGAACUGAAAGCACUGGAAUGUUGCGAGUUCCCGUUUGGCUCAAAGCAAAAAGAAGUGUGCAUUAAUCCUUACCAUUAUCGACGUGUGGAGACCCCAGGUAAGCAAGUCAUCCCAAUAAAUUAAAAAAGUACGUAUGUUUCAACAGUAAUACCAUAAACAUAAAAACAAAAACAUGGAGUGCCUAUUAUUGGAUUGUCGGUUACAAAAAAGUAGCAGUAAGGUACAUACAUGAUAAAGUUCAUUGAUUAAUCUCCAGAGAGAUACAUGCGUUGUAACAACUGGGCUGACUUAUGGAUGUGACCAUUGAACAAAGACCACUUGCCUAAAAAUUGGUCUCUCUUCACCUGUCCAUGAAUAACUCUCUUGCAUUGUGUCAAGCGUUCUGAAAUUGCUUUUUCCCAUACCCAUGUGCACUGCGAAGGCAAAACAAGAUUCCCCCCUGUUUCUCAUUUGGCAGCUAUCGCCAUCUUGGCAACAGCUAAGAGAAAAGAGACUAGGGUUGGACAUGGAAACGUAGGGUUAAAGUUGCUCUCAGGUGACAAAAGCGCUAAUUUGGGAUCCAAGAUCAAACUAUGAUUAUCAGAGAAAUUUCAGAGAAAACAUUUUGGAUAGUAGAUCCCAGAGCAUUGCAACCUCUCCAGUCUAAAAAUAUUUUUUGAUGCAAAGGCUACUGGUGCAUUGGGUUUCAUAUUUUGUAAGAAAUCUCAUUAUGAAACCAUAAGAAUAAGAGGAAAAUAUAGACUCCUUGAUGAAGAAAGAAAACUGAAUCAGUUUUCUACGUGAGAAAUCUACCGUAUUUUUCGUUCUAUAGGACGCACAUUUCCCCUUCCAAAAACUAAGGGGAAAUGUGUGUGCGUCCUAUAGAGCGAAUGCAGGCUGCGCCGCUAAGCCCAAAGCCAGAACAGGAAGACGGAGCACCGCGGAGCGCUCCGUCUCGCUGUUCUGGCUUGGGAACAGCCUUGCUAGCUUCUGCAGGACAGCGGGGUGAAGGCACCCCGCUGCCCUGCAGAGGUUUGCGCGCAGCCCUCCCCAAGCUAGAGCAGCGAGACGGAGCCCUCCAUCUCGCUGUUCUGGCUUGGGAACAGCCUUGCUAGCUUCUGCAGGACAGCGGGGUGAAGGCACCCCGCUGCCCUGCAGAGGUUUGCGCGCAGCCCUCCCCAAGCUAGAGCAGCGAGACGGAGCCCUCCGUCUCGCUGUUCUGGCUUGGGAACAGCCUUGCUAGCUUCUGCAGGACAGCGGGGUGAAGGCACCCCGCUGCCCUGCAGAGGUUUGCGCGCAGCCCUCCCUAAGCUAGAGCAGCGAGACGUAUCCCUCCAUCUCGAUGUUCUGGAUUGGGAACAGCCAUGCUAGCUUCUGCAGGACAGCGGGGUGAAGGCACCCCGCUGCCCUGCAGAGGUUUGCGCGCAGCCCUCCCCAAGCUAGAGCAGCGAGACGGAGCCCUCCAUCUCGCUGUUCUGGCUUGGGAACAGCCAUGCUAGCUUCUGCAGGACAGCGGGGUGAAGGCAGCCCGCUGCCCUGCAGAGGUUUGUGCGCAGCCGUCCCCAAGCUAGAGCAGCGAGACGGAGCCCUCCAUCUCCCUGUUCUGGCUUGGGAACAGCCUUGCUAGCUUCUGCAGGACAGCGGGGUGAAGGCAGCCCGCUGCCCUGCAGAGGUUUGUGCGCAGCCGUCCCCAAGCUAGAGCAGCGAGACGGAGCCCUCCAUCUCCCUGUUCUGGCUUGGGAACAGCCUUGCUAGCUUCUGCAGGACAGCGGGGUGAAGGCAGCCCGCUGCCCUGCAGAGGCUUGGCGCAGCCGUCCCCAGCUAGAGCAGCGAGAUGGAGGGCUCCGUCUCGCUGUUCUAGCUUGGGGAUGGCUGCGCACAAACCUCUGCAGGGCAGCGGGGCGCUGUGCUCCAAAGGCUUCAGGGAUCUUUGAGGCUGGCGGUGGGGGAAAACAGCGCUUCCCCCCACCGCCAGCCCCACAAGCUCUGGUGAAUGUACCUUGAACGCACCUUGUUUUGGAGGGGGAGAACAAGAAAAAAAAUCUUUUUCCCUGUUCUCCCCCUCCUAUGAUCCGGUGCGUCCUAUGGUCCGGUGCGUCCAAUGGAGCGAAAAAUACGGUACAUUGCUGUUUUUAACCAGGAACCAAGUUCUGCUGCUUCAGGAUAGAAACAGCCUUGUUAAAUCUUGUGAUGAAUCUGACUAAACAUGGGUUGGAAGUAAUCUUAAAGGCUACUUUGUGACAGUGGUAGCAAUCAAACAUCAUAGUUUUUAAAAAGCCAUCAGGUGAAAUAAGCUGUGUCAGUACGAAUUUUUUGGCUGCUGUGAUAUGUUGCGAUACAGCAUUUGUUUUUAUUUAUGGGGUUUAUUCUGUUUAAGUGUGUGAGCCAAGUUCAGAGUCACUGAUGAGAAGGCAAAAUUUUAUUUUUAUUUAUUGAUUUGUUUCUUUGUUUUAAAUACCCUGCCCUUCCUCCUGAUUGGAGCCCAGGGCAGCUAACAACAGUCUUUUGCAACCUUGCAAAUAUACAGAAUCAUAAAACAAUUGAAAUUGAACAAAUUCAUACCAAUUCUGAAACAUCCUGUAAAAAUGUAAUAAUAGGAGGAGAAAUACAUGAUUAAUUUUCCAAAAUAAAGGGGAGACUAGAUGAGAUGCUGGAGAUCUGUGAUUAUAUCUGCCAUACGUUGCAUUUUUUUAAAAAGUCAAGAAUUUGGGGUUGGAUUGGGACCACUACACUGGGGAGGUGAGAUUCAACCAUUCUCCUCCGCUCUCUCAGUGUAAAUCACACACCAGGUUAUAUUUGCGCAGUUAGAACAGUGCUGUGGUCAUGUAAUGAAAUAAUUUGCAACUCAGCUCAUAAUGCUCUGUGUAGUUACAGAGCUACCCUAAAUUGGUCAGAUGUGCCAUGGCAAAUUUGGAUUGUGCUUCUGUUCUGCACUGAAUGAAGCAGACAAAUGAUUGCUUUACCUCAAGUGCAGCUUGGCACAGUGGAACUCAACUUACUUUGCUGCUGUGGUUUUGCAAACUCUUGUCUCCUCCUCCAAGCACUGCCCUAAAGUCACAAAAGAAGCUAUUGUGGUAGUGGAUUCCUGGAAUGUAGGUGCCCUUAAUUGCAUUUCCUGCUCCAAAGGUUUCUCUCUCCUUGUGGUUCUUGCUCAUAUUUGUACUUGUCCAGGGUGCUGAAACUUCAGAAGGUGGUUUUUUUAAAAGCUUCUUUCUUAAAGCCAUACUAGAUGCUAUGCAAGGAAUAAUUCAUCAGUCACCCAAUACGUAGGUAUCCAUUGAAAAGCACUCCUAGGGCAUGGACUGGUUAACCCUUUGCUGGGGUACCCUGACACCAUUUACCCAAUCUAUGUCCUCCCAGCUGCUUUUUGCCUCGCUGGUACCGUGGAAGCUCAUGGGAAUUCACGACAGGAUGUUGUAGGAGGAAGCACAGGAAAACAAACAAGAGACAUUUCAUUAACAGAGCCUAAGGUGGUGGUUGUUUUUUGUCCUGCAGUAUUGUCACACCUGCACUCUGAAAGGAUUGGAAAAUCCUGUUGAUGAUUUGGAGAGGAUUAGGCCCCAAAUGAGCUCACCUUCUCUCACAUUGCUAAGAUAAUUGGGCUUUACCAUGUUGGCCGGCCUCACCUUCUGAAACCAAGUACACAAGACUGGUUCAGGGAUCAGCCUAACCUGAAUGCUUCUGGAAUUAGGCUCCUCUGCCAAGCAGUCAACAGCCUAUGCUUUUGGUCUUCCUUGUUUUGCUAGUUCUUGCCCUUUCUUCUAAGAGGGCACUGGAGGGGCAUAAGAGAGAAAGCAUGGAUUGUACCUGGUCUCUGAGACUAUGGGCAGAGGCUGUGUCCAAAUCUGGAAAAGAUGUGCGUUUGAGUGUUACGAAUCAAUGAACGAUGUGUAUUUGUAUAUGGAUCUUCAGCUACAGUCCUGGGAAUUGGCCUCUAAAAUGCUCAACCUGCUUUCCUGAUUGCUUGCAGUUCUUGAUUAGUCUCUACCAAAGUUAUUUAUGCACCUCAUGUAUCUGCUUUUUGGAAUUUAACCUAAGUUCCUGUCUGGAAAUAUUUUUUAAAAUUGAGAUCUUCAACUAAUAUCUUUUUUAAAACAUGAUUAAAAAAACCCCUAAUUUUGUGUAAUCUGAUAUGUCCUAUAGGUUGCACAGGAUAGUGGGGAGGGAAAUGGAGGCAUUUGUUUCACUGCAUAAUUCUGACCCACCUAGGAUGUUUUAACAUCAAACAUUAAAGGCAUCCCAAUAAGGCCUGCCUUCAGUUGUGUUUGGAAAGUUGUAUGGUUGUUUAUCUGUUUGACAUCUGUUUAACUCAGCAAUAAAAUUGUCCACUCUUGAGUAAAUUAUAUUGUUUACUUCCGUUUGACUGUGGCAUUGCUCCAAUGGACUUUCCACCAAAAUAACAAUAAUUGCAUCUGUUCUUAUGGCAAGAUGUGUUUUUGUCCUUCAGCCAAUCUCUUCCAUUGACUCACUUGCAGUGUAGUGCAGAUAUAGCCACAGAAAACCCCUUUCUUUUUUUCUUUCUUGCAUUUAUGUAUCUUGAGUUUAAGAUUAUUCAAUAAGAUUCAAGUGGGGUGUGUGCUCAGGAAGCCCUGAACUGAGUCAGGCCAUUGGUCCAUUUGGCUUAGUAUUGCCUACCCUGAUUGGCAGAGGCACACCAGGGUCUGAGACAGGGGACACUUACCAGUUCUUAACUGGAGAUUUGAGCCUGGGACCUUCUGCAAGUGGUUGUGAUUUCUCUCUUUUAAAUAAUUUUUUUUUUUAAAUUUCUGUUUUGCUGCAAUCUGUGGCAGCAGCAACCGAGCUCUUCUGGGUGUCCAUCCCCCCCCCCCAAAAAAAACCCAUCCCCACUAAAUGCCCCAAAAUGACAUUUCAUCAUAGCAUAGCAUCAUGCCAAGGAGCCAUGUGACUGCCACAUUCCCCCAUGGAAGGGCACUACAAUGUUUUUCUUUCCUCCCAACCCCAUUCCCUUUCAUGUUGUGUAUUUUAGGUUGUAAUCCUGAGGGCAGGGACUGCCUUACCACUGAUAUAUGUAAGUUGGGUGUUGCUGUUUAGUUUAGCAGCUUGGGUGUUGCUGAAGAGCAGGGGGGAAAUGAAUAUUGUGUCCUAUAAUUAUUUCAAACCUCCUUGCUAAUACUGUUGCCAUCACCUGGUAAUCAUAAAUUUAAUAAUUAUAUUGGUCGAUAUGAUGAUUCAUUCCUUGGAUCCUUUCCUGGCUUGCCUAGUAUUGUUCUCCUUCCUGGCCAACUGCAACUUCAGGGUCAGGUUGUGAAUUAGAUUGGGGAAAAUAAUUCAGGCAGGGAGACUUGAAAACACUUCUUCCAAGUCCCAUACCCCUUUCUUAGUCAAAUUAGCACUCCCUCUUCCCCAUGGGUGUGUUUAGUUGGGUGGGGGAAAAUGUUGGGAGAGAUCAGUCAUAGAUCAUAGAUCUCCUGCCAGUGUUUCUCUAGACCCAUGAGUCAACAAAUCUUCUGUUCUCAUGUAUUUUUUAUUACAUCUGUUAAUGGAGUUAACAAUAUGUCAGAAAGAAAGCAUUAUCAUAUUCUGGGGGUAAUUCCAUCUGGCCCUUGAGAUUUAUUGCCCUAUAAAGAUAUAAUAGUUUCUCUGACUCCUGUAAUACUUGACCUUUCAAAUUUCUGUCAACUUUUGGUAAAUGUGGCAUGGGUGGGUUUUUAUUUUAAAGACCCCCUCCAUUUGCGGUGGUGGGAAGGGGGCUUUUUCAUGUAUAAUGGUAAAAUUCUCCAAAUAUAUGUGUGAUUUCCCUAAUCACAACCCUUAUAUUAUUAUUGUCAUACAGUGGUCUUUGUUUCUGAUGGGGUAGAUCCAGUAGAGUUUCCUCUUGUGGUUGUUUUUUUGCUAGUGUGGAAGCCAGUUAUUUCCCAGCCAGCCUCAUUUCCCAUUUUAUAUGUAGCAUGUUUUUGCACAUUUUCUCUAUUUGUUGACCUGAAGUUUAGAAUAUUAAUCGCAUCACAUUCAUGAUUUUAAUUUUAUCAGUUCAUAGAACUUGGGAAACAGUAAUUUACAUUUUCUGAAUAAAUAUAUUAAUUGGAUACUUAGACUAAAUAUGUUUUGUUAUUUGAGAUAUUGUACUCUAUAAUUUUUGUCUUUAAAAUAUGUAUGCCAAGGUGAUUCAGAUACUGCAUUGAAGCCUUGCUACUUGCACCACUGAAAAUUCUGCGUAAUUGUUUCUUUCUUUCUUUCUUUCUUUCUUUCUUUCUUUCUUCUCCCACCACCUGUGGUUUCUGAGAUUUCAGUGUCUUUCGCCCACCAAUUUUCAGACCUUUGCAUUCUUAAGGACAAGGAAUUUUCACAGGUCUCUACUUGUGAAAUUCCUAAUAUGCACUCACAGGUUAUUUAAUUUCAAUUUGCAUGUCCUCCCCCCCUUCCAAGAAUUACAUAUGUUCUUGCAUGGAAGUUUGGUAACGUGACUGACAUGCCAGAUCUCAGGAGAGGCAUAGCAUGUAACUAGGGAGAGGUCGCAGUUCAGUGGUGUGGUGCGUGCUUUGCUGCAGGAGAUCUCAGAUUCAAUCCCUGACGUCUCUUAAGUGAAAAGUUCAGGAGAUUCGGGAGAGCUGCUUCCAGACUAAUUGGGCAAGAGAAGCAAACGGGGAAACUGCCUGACACCAGUUUAAACUGUGCCCCUAACUGCUUUUAAUGCCGCACAUGUUUUCCCUCUUGUUCUUGCCUCCAGUGUUGCCUCCAGUUCUGGUUCCAAGACAUAGUGAGUUCAACCCUCACCUCAGCCUCCUUGCCAAAUUCCGGAAUGCGUCUCUUCACAGUGAGCCACUGAUGCCUCAUAACGCGACCUACCCUGAUUCUUUCCAGCAUCCUCCAUGCCCCCCUCUCCCGACGUCCCCCCACAUGUUCUCUCAGUCCCCUAGCAGCAUGAGCUACCCUGACUCCCCCGGAAGUUCCUCUACACCAGGAAGUCCUUAUCAACUUACAGGUAAAAAAUAAAUAAGCGGCAGUCUCCCUGAACACGUUUCCAGUGAUGAUGAAUGGGUCUACAGUGACUUCUCUUUUGGGGACAAGAGGGAUGCAGGUGGCGCUAUGGUCUAAAACACUGAGCCUCUUGGGCUUGCCGAUCUGAAGGUCAGCAGUUCGAAUCCCUGCAAUGGAGUGAACUCCCGUUGCUCUGUCCCAGCUCCUGCCAACCUAGUAGUUCAAAAGCAUGCCAGUGCAAGUAGAUAAAUAGGUACCACUGCGGCGGGAAGGUAAACGUGCGCUCUGGUUUCCGUUGCACCAGAAGCAGUUUAGUCAUGCUGGCCACAUGACCCAGAAAGCUGUCUGUGGAUAAACACUGGCUCCCUCAGCCUGAAAGUUAGAUGAGUGCUACAACCCCAUAGUCCCCUUUGACUGGGCUUAACUGUCCAGGGGUCCUUUAUCUUUUACCUUUUUGGGGACAUGGAACUUUUGUGUGGUAUUUGGUUCAUACGAAAGUGUACAGUCCGUACAAUUUUGGUGCUGGCAGUUGUAUUACUUUCAUCAUUUCAUGAGAUGUGCACUGUUGAAAUGUUUACAAUGGAAUCUUGGGCCCUGCAUCUGAUCCUUCAUCUGAAACAAAACCCCUUGAAAAUCCAUCUUAAUUUGCAUGAGACACGGAUUCAGUUUAAGUCAGAAGGUUUUGGUCCUUCUCCAGUGAACCUAAACUAGUCAGUUAAUGAAAUGGCAGGCCCAGUAGCUUUCUCCUUUUCUUUCCCCCCUCUCUAGUCGAAACACCACCUCCGCCUUACAAUGUGAGAGAAACGCCAGGAAACCACCAUGGACGCUCUAUACAUGCAACCGCAGAGAAUCAGUUAGUCCUGUCAUUGCCCAAUGGAGGUAAAUCUGCCGAUGGAGAACCUGAAAGUAUGUAAAUACUUGUAUUGUUUUCUAGGGGGAAAUGACCUGAGCUAUGCCUGAUUUAUAGGCCUGUGACAGGAAAAAAGAAAUCAAAUCCUUAACCUGGAUUAAAAGUGAUGCUUAACAAAAUUGCUUCCAGUGCUGAACCACUAGAAUACAGUAUUAUUGGAACGGUUCUAAUUGAUGUGGCUGGAACAUUGGUAAACUAGCUAGUUGUUUGAAGGCUACCUCUGAGCUUAGAUAACAGCCAUUAGGCUGAUAAAUGAAAACCCAAGGAAGCAGAAACAUUCUAGUCCAUAUUCAAGUCGUGCUUUCUAUGUAUGUGACAACCAGUGAUCCCACCAACUCCAGGGCUGCAUGAGGCACUUCUUUCCACUCUAAAGCAUUUUUUUUUAAUCUCCACAGACUAAGGCAGAUUAGACCACUAUUCCAUUGGUUAGUAUCUGAUAGGCCUGUUGGCCUAUCCAAAGAGCCCUUAUAGGCAUGCUGCUGUUGAGACACCCCAUAUUUUCCAAAUCUGUUUGCCAUGCAGCAGCAUGAGGCAAACAUAAUCCGAAAUCCCACUUCAGCAGGUAAGGAAGUGAAGCCGCGCAGCAUCCUUUGGCAGUGAAUUUUCCAGGAUAUUGCCCAAAUCACUUUUCUUUGACUUAAACCUACUGCCUAUCAGUUUUAUUGCAAAAGCUGUGAGAGCUUACAUUUUGAGAGAGCAAAGAAUAACUCCACUACCCGCUGCUUUCCAAAUCAAUGUGUGUGCCACCUCCUGCCCUGUAAGCUAAAACACUUUGCUUUCCAUGUUCCUGAUUACAGCUGCGGUUUUGUAAACGAAGUCCAUUUUUUAUUUUUUGAUAAAGUGAAGGUUAAUUAAUGCAUUUGUCCUUUUCUGAACUUACCAUCUCUAACAUUGUUUUUGAGAUAAGACAGUCGGAACUGCUUACAAUAUUUGAUAUAUGGAAGUUUGAAGGCACCUGUUACUGUCUUGAGUUGCAGUGGUGAGUAAGGUUGCAGUCAUCCUUCCUCAACACAUAGGAGACAGGAGGUGCCAAAGUACACCUUGCUUUUUCAUUUAUCACCAUAUUAUCACAUCUGAAAAGAGGACAUGCUAAUGGUCUAGUUCUCCUUGGAACAUCACACUUACAAUGUGUAGCGGAAAGCAAAUGCACUGGUGCCUGCUUACGUCUGCCAUAAAUCUUACCUUGUAAUGUACAAAGCCACUCUAAUGCUUUCUGUUCUAGCCUCUGUUCCUUUUCCAAAGGCUGCUCAAGUCGUGUUUGCCCUUUCCAUUCCACAGCUCAGCAAGUGGAUAUUUUCAGGGUGCUUUGUGAACCCUUAGACCCCUUUCCUGAGUUGCUAUAAUUCAAAUCAGAACAGAAUUAUUCCACCUGCUUCAGGACAUGAGUUACUCCUUGUUUUUGCCAUGUGGUAGGAGUGAUAGUGACUUGCAGCCUUCAACUUGAGGCUGGUGGAUUUGAUGAAUUGUCAGGCACUCUUUAGCAGUGUCAGAAGUGCACCGUACUUAAUGGUGGGGCUGUCACCAAUCAGAAAAUAAAAGCAAAAUAUUUCAUUUUAUGAGCACAGAAGGAUCAGAUCCGCUUCUGGACAAAUUUGCUGAAUGCACAUCAUGCCAUGUUAAUCAGGGUAGAAUCAGAUGGCAUGGUGGGGGCAUAAAAGCUCACCUCAUGGUGCCCAAACACUAUCAAAAACUUUCCUCAUAGGUCAGUUGCUCCACCCCCUUGAUCAGUAUCCCUUUUGUCAUUUACUGCAGCCAGAACCAGUACCUUCCAGCUGUCUGAAUAGACACUUAACAGUAUUUUGGAAUGAUGUAGCUGGAAGAUUAGGAAGAAAAGGAACUUGCCACGGAGGCAACUCCUGACAGCAUAUGUGACUAGACAUACUGUUGUGAGGGAAGAGAUGGCCCUGCCUCUUUUCUUCAUUCUUGACUUUCCUUCCAGACUUCCGGCCCGUUUGCUAUGAGGAGCCGCAGCACUGGUGUUCGGUAGCGUACUAUGAACUCAACAACCGAGUUGGAGAGACUUUCCAGGCCUCUUCGCGAAGCAUACUGAUCGAUGGCUUUACAGAUCCGUCGAACAAUAAGAACAGGUUCUGCCUUGGGCUGCUGUCUAACGUGAACAGGAAUUCCACUAUAGAAAACACCAGGAGGCACAUAGGAAAGGGUGAGAGCAAGCCCCUUAUUGCAGUGGUAGCAAAUAAUGUUUAGGACCGCAGGCAGCUCCCCAUUUAUGCUGGGGUUGCGUUCCAAGGCACCCAAAGAUUGGGUUGUGCACUUGGAUACGGGUCCUACACAAGGAGGUAUGAAGAGCAGGCCACUCGGGAGCACUUUGUUUGCUUUCCAAAGAGUGAGAAGCCUGCAGCAAGUAGGCUCCUUCAAAACAUUGGCGAGGAAUGUCUGCCAAACUCCUUCUCCAAGUACAGAUUUUUAGAAUGGACUGUAUUUUAAGACUAUAAUGUCUCUCUCUCAAAGAAAAGUGUCUUUUUUGUAUUCUGUAUAUCACAUAAUGCACUGUUAAGCAAACAGUAUACCAUUUUGAAUUGACAAAUUUAAUUGGUGAAGGAGACUACAUCAGGGUCUACUGCAGGCAGACUAUGCCCCCCCACCCCUAAUUUUACAUGUACCCAGUCAGAUGGGUGGGGUAUAUCAAAAUAAUAAUAAUAGUAAUAGUGUUCCAUCUUUGGUUUUACUACUUACAAAACUGUAGACUGCCUUACGUGCCUUGGCAGAAAGGCGGCACAUAAAUGCAGUGAAUGAAUGAAUAAAUUUGCUUUUAUCUAUGUUGAAACCUUUCUGUUUUCUCCUCUCUCCCCCACCCCUCUUUUCAGGUGUCCACCUGUAUUACGUGGGGGGAGAGGUGUACGCAGAGUGCGUGAGCGACAGCAGCAUCUUUGUACAGAGCCGCAACUGCAACUACCAGCACGGCUUCCACCCUGCCACCGUCUGCAAGAUCCCCAGCGGCUGCAGCCUGAAGAUUUUCAACAACCAGCUCUUUGCCCAGUUGCUGGCCCAGUCCGUGAACCACGGCUUCGAGGUGGUGUAUGAGCUGACCAAGAUGUGCACCAUCCGAAUGAGCUUCGUCAAAGUAAGGACUCCUUCCUGUCUUCUCUACCCCCAACCUUACGGUUGUGAGCUGCCAAUGUGGCAAGAUUAAUUGUCAGCGGAGCUUUUUUCGAACAGCAGCCAGCAAAGCAAGUUCUGCAAUUCACAGACACGGGGGAGCAGGUGUUGCUUGCGUGAGGCGCUGCAUGUUAGUUCCUUUCUACCCAACCUUCACGUAGGAUUCAAGUCAGAGCGACUGGGGAAAUUGCCACAUGCCUCUGUAAUUUGUCAAGGUGGCCCCUCCUAUUCCUGGCCAUAGUUAUUGGAAGGCAGGCAAGGAAACGUGGGUGGCUUUUGUUCACCCACGUAAUAGCCACAUCUGCACACUCUUCUGUGGCAAUCUUCUGGUCUAAUUAUACACAAGGACAUCUAGUUAUUCAGUCUGCUUAUUUGGGUGAACAGCCUGUACUAAUCGGAUACUCCUGAUAUUUACCUAGAAUCCUUUGAAAGGCUUCUAGUAUCUUAAUCAUAUAAGCUGGUGGCACACCAGGUUUGUAUAUAAAGGGUAGCCCAUGGGGCCCAGUGAAGCAAAACCAGUGUGUUUUGUGACUUGGGCAUUUUUGUUGUUGUUGUUUAGUCGUUUAGUCGUGUCCGACUCUUCGUGACCCCAUGGACCAGAGCACGCCAGGCACUCCUAUCUUCUGCUGCCUCCCGUAGCUUGGUGAAACUCGUGUUCGUAGCUUCGAGAACACUGUCCAACCAUCUCGUCCUCUGUCGUCCCCUUCUCCUUCUACCCUCCAUCUUUCCCAACAUCAGGGUCUUUUCCAGAGAGUCUUCUCUUCUCAUGAGGUGGUCAAAGUAUUGGAGCCUCAGCUUCACGAUCUGUCCUUCCAGUGAGCACUCAGGGCUGAUUUCCUUCAGAAUGGAUAGGUUUGAUCUUCUUGCAGUCCAUGGGACUCUCAAGAGUCUCCUCCAGCACCAUAAUUCAAAAGCAUCAAUUCUUUGGCGAUCAACCUUCUUUAUGGUCCAGCUCUCACUUCCAUACAUCACUACUGGGAAAACCAUAGGUUUAACAAUACGGACCUUUGUCGGCAAGGUGAUGUCUCUGCUUUUUAAGAUGCUGUCUAGGUUUGUCAUUGCUUUUCUCCCAAAAAGCAGGCAUCUUUUAAUUUCAUGACUGCUAUCACCAUCUGAAGUGAUCAUGGAACGCAAGAAAGUAAAAUCUCUUACUGCCUCCAUUUCUUCCCCUUCUAUUAGCCAGGAGGUGAUGGGACCAGUGGUCAUGAUCUUCGUUUUUUUGAUGUUGAGCUUAGUCACCUUUAAUAUACUUGUCAGUGUUUUUAAACUACCAGCAGAGGGGGUUAAAGAACCACUUAAUGAACCAAGAAUCUGAUGGGCGCCAGGUUGUGUCAGACACGGUUUCAUUCAUAUAAAGUCAGACGUGAGCAUUAUGCAGCAUAACAGAUGGCGUCUCUCUCUCUCUCUCUCUCUCUCUCUCUCUCUCUCUCUCUCUCUCCAAAGUCUGAUUUCUUCCUUCCGCCACCUCUGUAUCCUAUUACGGCUUGUGAUUGACAUGUUGCAACUUAGUAACAAAUAGAAGAGCCUUAAAACAAAGAUUUUGGGUGAUUUACAUAGGAGUGAUUACCUGGCAUUAAUGUACACAUUUAAAACUAUAAAUAUGUUCAAGGUUUGCGCCUUACACCAAAACAAGGUAAGAGAAAAUAUUCGCUUAAGUGGGUCACAAAUCUUAUCUCUCUUCCUCUGAUAAUAUAUGCCUUAUGAAUGAAAAUUUCUGCUUUUGUGAUGGGUGAUGAUUUGUCACUGAGUGAUAGUUUGCCUGUGUGAAACAGCUACUCACAAUCUUAUCGUCUCCAAGCACAGUGCUGCUCAGUGAAUGCAGUUCAUAUGUUCAUUUGUGAGUCAUUCAGGUGUGAAUUGGGCCUCUGUAAGUUCAGAAACCAUCCUCAAAGCAAGUGCAUUUGAGCUACAGACCUUUAGCAUCCUAGAUAAUGACCUAAAAGAGUGUAAAAUCUGUUCAAAAUUGAGACAAUGCAGUGGAGCUUUUUGCUUUACUGCAGAUUUGUCUGUGAUCAGUUUCCUUGAAUGAACAAAUUUAUCUUGCUGCAAUUAAUUUUAUAAUUUAUUGUUCAGCCAUUGGCCAUCACAACCUUCUACUGCUACAAUUUGAUCUUCCUUGAUGGAAAGAAGAAUAAGAUGGCAAAUACCAUGUGAGUGUUUGGUGUUUUUUAAAAAUCCUUUGGCAUUUGUUCCUCUGUUUUGUAGGGCUGGGGAGCAGAGUAUCAUCGGCAGGACGUCACGAGUACUCCGUGCUGGAUCGAGAUCCACCUGCAUGGACCAUUGCAAUGGCUAGAUAAGGUGCUGACGCAGAUGGGUUCACCUCAUAACCCAAUCUCCUCCGUUUCUUAA